Molecule: messenger RNA, 2726 nt
Organism: Argiope bruennichi
Lineage: Eukaryota; Metazoa; Arthropoda; Arachnida; Araneae; Araneidae
Product: proton channel OtopLc-like
Exons: 7
Coding region: 113-2158 (681 amino acids)
Biological process (GO): proton transmembrane transport
Cellular component (GO): membrane
Molecular function (GO): proton channel activity
Source: RefSeq, a predicted model, not a curated record
CUUUAAGAGCUUUCAGCAUGUGUGGCCAUAUUUUGCCAUUUAAGCUCUGAAGAUGUAAACAUAAGAAUUUUGCUCAGUAAAAUAGAGUUUCAUUUGAAAACUUUAUUUGAAAAUGAUAUUAAUUGAUAUUUCGCAUCUAAAAAUGCUUUACAAUGACGGUCUGACAAAAGAAAUGCAGCAGGAUAUGCAGCCAAACAUUCCCCCUCGAAGCGACAGUUCAAGCAGCAAUAGCAGUAGUGACAGCACCGACAGUGCAAAAGAACUGUCCUACAGUAAUGGUGCAGACAGUACUGAUAGCGGAGCUAGCUUCACUUUUCGCCAAAUUUCCACUUCAAGGUCAAACACACCUCAAAGCAGAAAAGCGAAAUUUAAAGACAUCGAAAGCGUGUCCAGAGAAGUGCCCUUAGCAGCAUUUGCCUCAAGUAUGGUUGACAUUGACACAUGCUCUGUGUCCAAGAAAAGAGCUUCAACACCUAACAGCAUUGACACAUCUAUCGAGAUGUCAAGCAGAGAAAAAAAUAAAAUAAUGAGAAAGAAUCUAACUACCAUCUACAGUGUCAUCUACGGAAUGCUUCUCACAGUGAUGGGAGGUAUCAUUUACAUAACCCAUCAAAGCGCAGAAACAAGAUAUGUUAGCGAGAUUUUUAGCACAUGUAUAUCCCUCAUGGGCAUGCUAUGGUUAGGCUUCUUCCACAUUGACCUACAUCGUUAUAAGAAGAAAGCUUUGAAACGAAUGAUGGGAACACCUGAUCAGAUUGAUCGAAUCAGCACUUGUACAGACUUCAAUUAUGCCAUCACUUUCAUCGGCAACGAAAUACCACCAUACCGAUUUCUCACUGGCAGACACAGUGGAAGCUUUUACCUUAAGGCAGGAAUGGCCGCUUUUUGUUUCGGUCACCUGAUAAAUGAAGGCUUGCAGCUGGGGCAGCAAAUUGUCGAUUUUACAUCAGAGGAAAGAUCUCUGUUGAAUUGCGGAGAACUACCGACACUCCUCGCAAGAAUAAUCAGACCACUUUACUCCUUUUAUCAAUUAUUCAUAGUAUUUAAAUAUUCAAAUAUCGUAAUAAAUCGCCACAAAGUGCUUGCGUGUUUUGCUUUGAUGCACAUCAUGGCCACAUGUUUAUGCUUUUGGUUUGGAACCAUCGUUGAAGAUGCAGUGGAAGAUUACCAUCACAAAUUAAGCAGAAAAUCCCACUUGACGAAAAAUGCAACUCACUCUUCAGUAUUAGAUCAUCCACUGUGUGCAGAAUUAACCGAGAACCAGUGCAAAUGUGCACUUACUGCCGUUCUAUCCGUCAACAACGUUCAAGCCAUACCUUACCUAUACCCAUUUACAAUCGAAUACAACCUUUUAUUAGCCGGCGUAUGGUUCAUCGUUUGGCAUAACAUCGGUAAAGAACAUCACCGAGCAAAUCCUCACCAUUUCCAUCACAAAAUCCAAAAUAACGAUGGCAUUGAAGAAGUGACUUUUCACAGCAACCUAAUUAUAAGUGCUGAUUGCCACGCUUCCAACAAAGGACUCUUUGCUGGUCUUUUUAUCCUCCUGAGUGCGAUUGUAUCGAUCAUUGUAUUUUUCGUAGCAAUGAGUACCACAGAAUAUCAACAAAUAGGAAUAUCAAUUCAUUUCUUCCAAGAAGGAAUUUUGACAAUCAUUACUUUAAUUUGUGUUCUCGCUGCACAAAGGCAGCUCUCGAAGCUGGACUUCAACAAGCAUCCAAUUCACUUUCUGGACGAUGUUCUUCUUUUCGUGCCAUUGCCAUUCUAUUUUAUUCAGGCGAUCAUGACGAUUUUCUCUGAAUACCAGAAGCACAGUACGAUAAGAAUAGUGAUGUCUAUUUUAAUACCCAUACAAGUUAUAUUACAGACGCCAUUCAUUAUAGAUGGACUUCGCAGAUGCAGCAACUCACAAACUCUUCGAUACAAAAAGCCAGGAAGAGAAGUUGUGACCUUCCUCAUUGUGUGCAAUCUUGCCACGUGGAUUAUCAACACUUUUGAAGCAAAAAGUGUUGAAUCACACUAUGGACUAAAUGCAUAUUUUGGAGAAUUCGUGUGGAUGUUCGUUACUCAUACAUGCUUACCUUUGGUGUUGUUUUAUAGAUUUCAUUCUUCAGUAUGUUUAGCAGAUAUCUGGAAAUCUGCUUAUGAAAAAGGGGAAUAAAAUACUUUAAAAAAAAAAAACUUUUUUUUUUUUUUUUUUUUGCAACAAGACAUUUAUGCUGUGUGAGAUUUUUCUCAAAAUCAUCCAUCUAAAGCAAGGGGAGGGGGGGGGGGAAUCAUUUAAAAUUAUCAAACACUACUGUUUAACCUGCUAACUGGGGAAUAAACUUUUGUUCAAUUCACUUCAUAAUAAAGACAAUAGAAAAUUAAAAAUAUUAAGCCAAAUUUCCAUGAUGCAAAAUGUUGUCUUGCCCAUUGCAGUAGUAGUUUGUGUAUGACAAAAUAUUUUGUCGUACCCAGUUAACAGGUUAAAAGAUAACAUUGAUCUAUAAAAAUUAAUGGUAUUUAUAUAAUGCUUGAAAUCGAUGUAAAAUAAAUUUGAAUGGUAUAAUCUUUAAAAGAAGCAUCUGUAAAUAAUUUCAGAGUUGCAAAAUGCAAUUCACAUGAAAAAUUUUAUAUUGUCAUUUCAAGACCCCCUUACAAUAGUUUUUACAUCAAAACAAUACCUGUACAUUAAUCUGAUGUAUAUUUAUCUGUAUAAUAUUCAAUUCAUUUGAUCACUGUAUUAU